Molecule: messenger RNA, 1160 nt
Organism: Dermatophagoides farinae (American house dust mite)
Lineage: Eukaryota; Metazoa; Arthropoda; Arachnida; Sarcoptiformes; Pyroglyphidae
Source: RefSeq, a predicted model, not a curated record
CAAGUAUUGCUGAUCAUUAUCAAGCAUAAUCCACGCGCAUCAAACUGUUCAAUCAAUCAUGUCCUUUUUACAUCCAAUCUCAUCGAUUACGAUUCUCAUUUCAUUAUUGUUCAUUGUUUCUAUUUCUGGUAAUAAAAAGAAUGAUCUAAAAUAUAUUCCACAACAUCAACCAUUAACAUUUAUUGGUCAUCAUGUACCACAAUUACCAACUUGUCCACCGGGUUUGACCUAUUCACCGAAACACUAUCAAUGUUUACCCAAAUAUGUUGCUGCACACGUACCGACCAUCACUGAAAUUGAAAUUGAACCAAUAGUGACGGCUAGCCAUUCGAAUCCAUAUUCAGUACCUGCACAAGUACCAGCCAUAGCCGAAAUUGAGAUUGAACCAAUAGUGACUGCCAGCCAUCCGAAUCCAUAUUCAGAACCUGCAGCUGUAGCCGUACCGAUUGCAGCAGCGAUAUCACCCGAAAUACAAACUAUAGCUGAGAUUGAAAUUGAACCAUUAGCAGGACAUGAUAAUCCUAUGAACAGUUUAGCCGAAUUAAUCAAUCUUGCCUUAAUUAAAUUCGAUCGUAUGGAAAUGAAAUUAGAUGUUGCCCUGUCCGGUGUUAAUGCAUUGAGUCAAGUGAUGGUUCAUGUUUUACCACAGUUGGCCCAAACAUGCAAAGAACAAGAUGAUAACGUAGCUGCUAUUUUUCCAUUUUUCGGUGAAAUGAAUUCAAAUUUAGAAACUGCAGCUUCUUUUGCUCCACUACAAACAAUAUUAGAUCAAAAAAUGUUCGAUGCAUUCAAUGCAGAAGAUUCUGAAUUAUCAUUUUCCAGUAAAAUUGAUUCACAAAAUGAUGAACAACAAUCGGAACCAAUCGACAAUCAACAAACAAAGAAACCGAUCAAUACUGAUCAAAAACAACAACAAUCGGUUCAAACUUCAAUGAAUGGGACUAGUACUAAUGAGACGAAAAAAAAUCUUAAAGAGAAAAAAGUGAGCAUAAAUCAAAGUGAACAAUUACGAAAAGAAGAAAAUGAAUCCCGGCAACGUCUUAUGGAAAAAAUUCGACAACAAACCAGCAGCAAUAUUGAAACUUUUCAAUCAAUCAACAAUGGACAACAAUCAAAACAAACAUUGAAAAAUAUGAAUAAAAAUUAAAUUACAAUUAAAA